GCUUCCGCUAUCGUCUUCUUCUUCUGUCGCAAUUACUCCAUAGUUUCGUUUCAGCAACUCGGUGAAAUCGGAAGAUAUCGCCGGUAUGAUGAAUGAGGAUGAAAUCCUUGUAAUCACAAUUGGAUGGACACAGCAGAGUGCAUGGGUAUGGGGCUGGUGCUACCCUAACAGAUUUGUGUGGCCCUAGAUCAUCAUCAUCUGCCAUUUAUGAUCUGCAGAUAAAACAUCAGGAGGAGUUCUGUGUGAGUUGUCAAUUGAAGGUGAAAUUUGAUAAGACAUCGAACCUUCAAACGUCAAAACCUAUUUCUUGAACCAAGGAUUUUAAUCAUAUUUUAUGGGUUACAAUUUCCCUAAUGCUGACCUGCCUUCCAAGACUUAGCUGUGUUUCUUUCUUGUAUUCUUUACCCAAAUUGUCCAACAAUGUAAAGCAAAUUCAUGCCCAAUUAGUCACUAAUGGCCUGAAAUCUCCUACCUUCUUGGCCAAGUUAAUUGAGCAUUAUUGUGGUUCACCAUACCAACACAUUGCCAAUAAUGCACAUUUGGUGUUCCAGUACUUUGACGCGCCGAACUUGUUUCUCUUCAAUACUUUGAUAAGAUGUGUUCAACCCAAGGGUUCUCUUCGUAUUUUCCAAAAUGAAUUUUCAAGGGGAGUCAUAGUUUUUGAUGAUUGCACUUACAAUUUUGUUCUCGGAGCCUGUGCUCGCUCCCCUUCUUCUUCAACAUUAUGGGUAGGUAGACAACUACAUGCCCAGAUAGUAAAACAUGGGGUUGAGUCAAAUAUAUUGGUUCUGACUACCAACAUACAUUUUUAUGCUAGCAACAAAGAUAUCAUAUCAGCCCGAAGAGUGUUUGAUGAAAUGGCGGAAAGAAGCAGUGUUACAUGGAAUGCUAUGAUAACAGGUUUUUGUUCCCUAAAAGAAGGAAACAAGAAAUAUGCUGUCAAUGCAUUGUCUUUGUUCAAUGACAUGUUGGCUGAUCCGAGUGGAGUUAAACCAACAGAUACUACCAUAGUUUCUGUGCUUUCAGCAGCUUCUCAAAUAGGUAUGAUAGAAACCGGUGCUUGUAUACAUGGGUUUGCAGAAAAAACAGUGUGUUCUCCUGAAGAUGAUGUGUUUAUAGGCACUGGGCUUGUGGAUAUGUACUCAAAAUGUGGAUGUCUUGACAGUGCCUUAUCUAUCUUCUGGCGAAUGAAUCAGAAGGACAUCUUGACAUGGACAGCAAUGACUACCGGUCUAGCCGUCCAUGGGAAAGGAAAACAAGCCUUGGAGGUUUUAUAUAAAAUGGGAGCUUAUGGAGUGAAGCCAAAUGAAGUAACUUUUACAAGCUUGUUGUCGGCUUGCUGUCAUGCUGGGCUUGUUGAAGAAGGCCUUCAACUGUUUCAUGAUAUAAAGAGAAAGUUUGGUGUGAUGCCUCAGAUACAACAUUAUGGUUGCAUUGUUGACCUCCUUGGCCGAUCUGGAAAGUUAAAAGAAGCUUAUGAUUUUAUCAUGAGGAUGCCAAUUAGUCCUGAUGCCGUAAUAUGGAGGAGUUUGCUUGGUGCAUGCAAGAUUCAUGGGAAUGUUGUGAUGGGAGAGAAGGUGGGGAAGUUUCUUCUCCAGUUAGAAGAGCAGAGUUGUGCCGAGUUGGCUCUUAAGAGCGAGGACUAUGUAGCUCUGUCAAAUGUUUAUGCUUCAGCGGAAAGGUGGAAUGAUGUUGAAACUGUAAGGAAAAAGAUGAAAGCUAAGAGCGUUUUGAAUAAAGCUGGUUAUAGCUCUGUUCAAACUGUCAGCAUGGCUACAUUGUAAUCAAAAAAUUAUGCUAGCAAGUCAAUAAAUCUUUCGGACUAAGGAAACCUGGAGUAGCUUAGAAUAAGGACAACAGUGGAAACAGCAACAACUAUACAGUGUAUGGCCAAACACUCCUCAUCAACAGAUUGGAAAUAUGAGAUGUCCUAACAGCAAAUUGUGUAAGUAUGUGGCAUAACCAAGCAAGAUAUAUAACUGAUGUACAAGUAUGAUAUUAGUGGUAGUGUUAUUUCAGCUUUCAUUAUUUAUAAGUCUGUAGAACGAAGGGCAGAGAGGGCGGCUUUGAGUAAACUGUAUUUUUGGCUGUUAAGCGGAAUAAUCUGCAUAUUUCCUUCCCGUAAGUCUCUUUUUUUCUUUCUUUUUGUCUCAAGUAU
Molecule: messenger RNA, 2158 nt
Organism: Gastrolobium bilobum
Lineage: Eukaryota; Viridiplantae; Streptophyta; Magnoliopsida; Fabales; Fabaceae
Product: pentatricopeptide repeat-containing protein At3g18970
Exons: 2
Coding region: 354-1784 (476 amino acids)
Biological process (GO): RNA modification
Molecular function (GO): RNA binding; protein binding
Source: RefSeq, a predicted model, not a curated record